This is a messenger RNA of Rhopalosiphum maidis (corn leaf aphid), 1279 nucleotides long. Its product is annotated as rho GTPase-activating protein 190-like. Lineage: Eukaryota; Metazoa; Arthropoda; Insecta; Hemiptera; Aphididae. The record is from RefSeq and is a predicted model, not a curated record. Gene Ontology annotation, molecular function: GTPase activity; GTP binding. The transcript is spliced from 5 exons. Bases 214 to 1014 code for a protein of 266 amino acids.
UAGUCGCUACUAAUAUAAUAUAUUUGUUUAAUGUAGUUUUCUAUUACUUUGCUUAAUUUUUUUAAAAUUGUUCUUGUAGUUUCAGUCGCUUCAAGUUCUGUAGUUUUUAAUGAUAUGACAAAAUAUCAAAUACUUUCAAAAAUGAAAAUUCAAAAAUCCUGAAAAAGUGAAAACGAAGAUAAUAAUACUUGUCGUUUGAAAAAACAAUACGAAAUGACAACUGCUAUACCACGUUGUAUUAAUGUUGCUGUUGUGGGACUUUCUGGCGCAGAGAAAGACAAAGGAGCAGUGGGAGUUGGUAAAUCAUGUCUAUGUAACAGAUUCAUGAAAUUAUCAUCUGAUGACUUUAAAGAUGAUCAUAUUUCUUUAUUAAGCAAUUCUGAUUUUAGUGGACGAGUUGUAAAUAAUGACAAUUUUUUAUACUGGGGAGAUGUUAUAAAAACGUCGGAAGAAGGUACUGAUUACAUGUUUCGUGUCAUCGAACAAACUGAAUUUAUAAAUGAUUCAACAUUUGAACCAUUUCAUGGAGUUAAAAUGGACCCAUAUAUCAAACGCUGUGUGGCUACUAAAAUUGAAUCACCUGAAAAAUUAAUGUAUAUAUGUAGAAGCCAAUUAGGUAUAGAAGAAAAAUAUGAACAAAAAGUGUUACCUCCCGGUGAAUUCAAUGUUGAUGGUUUUUUAUGCGUAUUUGAUGUCAGUGUAGUACCGGGUCGUAGUAUAGUAAAACAACUAGAAACUGUAACUAAUAUAUUAAAAAAUAUAAAAAACACAAAAAAACCCGUGGUAUUAGUAACUACAAAAAAUGAUAAACUCAAUGAAGCAUAUGUUCAAGAACUUCAAAAACUUGUAUCUCAUAAUGAAUUUAAGAAAGCUAUACCAUUUAUUGUUGAAACAUCUGCUUAUCUGAAUGUUAAUGUUGAUGCCGCUUUUAUAGCUCUAGCACAUAUUAUUGAUAGAUUUAAAUGCCGUACAAAAAUAGUUCCUUAUUUGGAAUCUGUUAAAAACGGCUACUGAUGCAAACCAGACGUUGGUACAAUUAUAAGUAAAUACAGAAAUGUUUAUCAUUUCUGUUUACAUAGUACCUAAGUACAAAAUAUUUUUUUCAAAUUAACUUUUGGGGUAUUUAUAAAUUAUAUUUUUUUAAUAGCUAAUCUUACACAGUUACACUAUUAAAUGGAAUUCACUUUUAAUUAGUAGAUGAACCUAUAAACCUACAUUUUUAUUUCAAAUUAUUUUUUAUUAUAAUUAACUGUGUUUGUGUAUUUACUUGUUACUUCGU